Messenger RNA from Thyridium curvatum, 1569 nucleotides. RefSeq lists its product as uncharacterized. Gene Ontology annotation, cellular component: nucleus. Gene Ontology annotation, biological process: protein phosphorylation; mitotic DNA damage checkpoint signaling. NCBI's taxonomy places the organism in Eukaryota, Fungi, Ascomycota, Sordariomycetes, Thyridiales, Thyridiaceae. The record is from RefSeq and is a predicted model, not a curated record. The transcript has a single exon. Gene Ontology annotation, molecular function: protein serine/threonine kinase activity; ATP binding. Bases 1 to 1569 code for a protein of 522 amino acids.
AUGGCAGCUGCCGUCACACGCCGGCGUCGUGCCGAGUCCUUCGACAUCCACGAAGAUGUACCCUCAACCGAGGAGACCGAGAUGCAGACAGACGCCGUCCGGCAAAGUGAAGCUUAUACGGACGAGCAGCAGCCCGAGGACGACGAGCAGCAGCAGCAACAACAACACCAGCGGCAGCAGCAUGAGGAACAGGAGCCCGAGGAAGACGAUGACGCCUCGGAGAGCUCCGACGACGACUCGAUAGACCAGAACGUCCAGUAUGACAUGGAGAAGCUACAGGAUACGUUCCCGGGCUUCCUGCACAAGUACAGGCUCAUCAAGCGAAUCGGCGAAGGUAGAUCACAACUGAUUGUACUGAGCCAUUCGAACACCCCUGCUGACAUAUCUGACCAAGGCACAUUCUCGACUGUCUACAAGGCCCAAGAUCUCCAGUACGAGCGGUUUGACAACAGCUGGGACCUCGAAAAGGACAACGACAAAUGGACGCCCCCGCCCAUCAAGCGCUUCACCGAGCCCACCCGCUCGCCGUCCCUCGACUCCCGUCACAGUGGCGGGCGCCAGACCUCCCAGCAGCCGCAGCAGCGCCGCAAGCCCAAGUACGUCGCCAUAAAGAAGAUCUACGUCACGUCGUCGCCGCACCGCAUCCUCAACGAGCUCGAGCUGCUGCACGACCUGCGCAACUGCGACUCGGUCUGCCCCCUCAUCACCGCCUUCCGCCACACGGACCAGGUCGUGGCCAUCCUGCCCUACUUCCGCCACCGCGACUUCCGGGACUACUUCCGCAAGAUGACGGUGCCCGACAUGGCCAUCUACCUGCGCAGCCUCUUCACCGCCCUCUCGGCCGUCCACGCCCAGGGCAUCCUGCACCGCGACAUCAAGCCCACCAACUUCCUCUACGACCCAGACGCCAAGCGCGGCGUGCUCGUCGACUUCGGCCUCGCCGAGCGCGAGGGGUCCGAGUCCAAGCCCUGCCUGUGCCACGAGGACGCGCAGACCCGCAAGGCCAAGCUCCGCGCCGCCUACGUGCCCUCGGCGCCGCACAACGGCUACCCCAAGAACGACACGCGGCCCUCGCGCCGCGCCAACCGCGCCGGCACGCGCGGCUUCCGCGCCCCCGAGGUGCUCUUCAAGUGCACCGAGCAGACGACCAAGAUCGACAUCUGGUCUGUCGGCGUCAUCCUGCUGACCAUCCUCUCGCGCCGCUUCCCCUUCUUCAACUCGGCCGACGACGUCGAGGCCAUGAUCGAGAUCGCCACCAUCUUCGGCUCCCGCCGCAUGCGCGCCGCCGGCCACCUCCACGGCUGCAUGUUCGACACCACCAUCCCCACCAUCGGCUCCCAGGGCUUCACCCUCGAGCGCAUCAUCCUCUGGAGCACCUGCCGCAUCGACUCGGGCCAGCCCCUCAACGACGAGGAGAAGCUCGCCGUGCACUUCCUCGAGCGCUGCCUCGAGCUGGACCCCUCGCGCCGCAUCAGCGCCGAGGAGGCCCUCGAGCAUGAGUUCCUCAGGGACAAGUCUCUGUCGGCUGAGCUGGAGGAUGAUGACGAGAUGGACAUGGUGGCCGUGUAG